Nycticebus coucang (slow loris) is the source of this 226-nucleotide messenger RNA. RefSeq names its product 40S ribosomal protein S29-like. Gene Ontology annotation, biological process: translation. Bases 1 to 171 code for a protein of 56 amino acids. Gene Ontology annotation, cellular component: cytosolic small ribosomal subunit; ribosome. The record is from RefSeq and is a predicted model, not a curated record. The transcript has a single exon. Lineage: Eukaryota; Metazoa; Chordata; Mammalia; Primates; Lorisidae. Gene Ontology annotation, molecular function: zinc ion binding; structural constituent of ribosome.
AUGGGACACAAACAGCUCUACUGGAGCCACCUGAGAAAAUUCGGCCAGGGUUCUCGCUCUUGCCAUGUCUGCUCAAACCGGCACGGUCUGAUCUGGAAGUACGGCCUCAAUAUGUGCCGCCAGUGCUUCCGUCAGUACACGAAGGACAUCGGGUUCAUUAAGUUGGACUAAGUAAUCUUUCUUAAAUGGAUUAUCCAGGGGGACACAAUGAAAGAAACCAUGCUAA